CAAAAUUCCAAAUGUCCUCUCAACCCUCCUCUCCAAGCAUCCCCAAAACCGACUCAAUCCUCUCCGACCAGAGCCUCCAAGCCUACUACCACUCCCUCCAACAAAACGCUCAAAAAUCCCCCCAAAUCCCAAAAUUCCACCCCUCUAACCCUCCAUCCCCCUCUUCCCCCUCCAUCCCCUCCCUCUGGACCCCCCUAGUCCCUUCCCCCACCCAAAACCCACCAACCAGCCCAUCCCCACAAGAACCUACAGCAGACAUGGCACCUACACUACAACAGAAAGGUAGAGAUAGUGACUUAUAGGAACUGUAGACCUGAAGAGACAGGUUAGAGAGCAGGCCAGCCUGGUUGAGAAAAAAUUAAAACGAAGAUUUAAUUUUCAGAAAAUAUAACUCUACUUAAAAACAUUGAAGCUGAGGUCUGCAAAAGAGUAGAGAUACAGAAAGCAGCAUUCAAGAUUGAGUAUGAUAGCCAGAUUUACAAUCUCAAACAACAGUUUUAUGAGAACCAGAUGGAAAUUAUCGAUAAGAAUAACCUCAUUAAAUAAACUCUACGAACUCCUUAGUGCUCAAGAAGCUCAUAUUAUCUCUCAACGAGCUACUAGUGAAGAGAAAUCACUCAGUUUUCUAGAGAAACUAUCAAACCAAGUCACCAUGGAGCAUCACAAAUAAAGCCAAGUCCCAUCAGGCAGAGGAAACGUUACUCAAAAUGGAAAAAGAACUAACCGAAUCGAUCACAAAACAGGACUAUUUCGCCCUUGAAAGAAAUUACAAUCAUCUAAAAUAAGCAAUGCGAAGGUGCAAUCACAGAUUAUGGGAACCAAGUCCAGUUAGUUAAAUAAACUUCAACAAGAAAUCUCUGACUUGAAAGCUUCUCACAAGAUCGAGAUCGACCGCCUCCUCGUCAAUUUCGAGCAAGAGAAGAAGAAUUUACUCGAUCAGAACCAAAUUGAGAAAUCUUCACAGCUAAAAUACCAGAAGAAUCUGAAAACAGAGCUUAAAAUCCAAGAAGAGCUAGCACAAAGGUUUAAUAAAUAUGCUGAAACAAUGAAAAAGGAGAUUGUUUUGUGCAAAUAACGUCAUAAAGCACCCAAAGAUGAUGCAGACUGCCUUCAGACAAGCUAAUUUCAACCAAUUCGAGCUGUAUAAAUAUCCCAAUGUUCCAUCUACUAAUAAGGUCAGGAAAGUCACCACCUCGAAUGUAAAGAUAAGGGAGAAGAGCAAGAAGAAGUUCUUCACUAAACAUAAUUGCAGACCAAACUCAAGUAUGGAGAGAUCUAUCCGUACAUCAGUGCCUUCUUGCACUUCUCAAAGGUUGACCGUCUACAAGUCUUGCACCCCGAGCAAUCUAAGGCAAUGAAGUGUUAAGAAGUUCAAAAAGAAGAGGUUGCAUAACCUCAGCGCCAGCACCCAGUCAUUUUUUCAAUAA
Molecule: messenger RNA, 1427 nt
Organism: Moneuplotes crassus
Lineage: Eukaryota; Ciliophora; Spirotrichea; Euplotida; Euplotidae
Source: the annotation of a GenBank genome assembly